AGCUUCGUCACCUUCCAACCCCAUCGCUGUUUUCUAGAGCCCGGUCGCGUCAUUCAUUCCACCUUACACCUUUUAAUCCUUCAUAAUGCGCACAUCUGUCCUGGUCGCCGCCUCCGCCGGCACUAUCGUCGCCGGUCUGCUCGCCUACGCUGCCUACUUCGAUCACAAGCGCCAGACCGAUGCCGAGUUCCGCAAGUCCCUGAAGCGCAACAACAAGCGUCUCGCCAAGGCCGUGAAGGAGGAGGUCGAGGCCCAGGGUGCUCAGCAGCGUGAGGUGAUCAAGCAGGUCGUGCAACGCGCCAAGGAGGAGGGCUUCCCCACCGAUCUUGAGGAGAAGGAGUCCUACUUCAUGAACCAGGUUGCUACCGGUGAAGGACUGUGCCAGGAUGGCUCUAGCCAGAUUGAGGCCGCUCUCGCCUUCUACAAGGCCCUCAAGGUCUACCCCCAGCCUAAGGACCUGAUCUCCAUCUACGACAAGACCGUCCCUAAGGAGGUUCUGGAGAUCUUGGCGGAGAUGGUCGCCAUGGAUGCCGGUCUCAAGCUGGGCUCCUUCACUGGUGAGGGUGCCGCCGAUAACCACGGCGUCGAGUAAAUUCGAGAACCUACACCCUUUCUUUUCCUUGGCUUGACCUUGGCUGUAUUAUUGUCGCUUUUUCCCUCACGCCUUCCUCUUUCACAGCCCUCUUCACUCUCCACUAUUUCCUUUUUUUGCCAUCUUUCGCGCAUGUGUAUAUGUAUUGGGCUUGGCCCGGCCUUGGUAUUUCUCGGCGCCAGGAAUUUGGAUUCGUUUCCCACCCCCUUUUGUUGUUCUUUGGAUUCCACUUAUUCUUUGUGUUGAGUUGUGCAUUUUCUGGGGAAAAAAAGGGAAAAGGGCCAUGAUAUACAGAAUGUAUUUUAGAAGACGAAUCAGAUGAUCCACAAUGGACC
This is a messenger RNA of Penicillium pulvis, 927 nucleotides long. RefSeq names its product TOM complex receptor protein TOM20. The transcript has 3 exons. Gene Ontology annotation, molecular function: transmembrane protein transporter activity. Gene Ontology annotation, biological process: protein targeting; tRNA import into mitochondrion; protein import into mitochondrial matrix. The record is from RefSeq and is a predicted model, not a curated record. Bases 86 to 592 code for a protein of 168 amino acids. Lineage: Eukaryota; Fungi; Ascomycota; Eurotiomycetes; Eurotiales; Aspergillaceae. Gene Ontology annotation, cellular component: mitochondrial outer membrane translocase complex; mitochondrial outer membrane.